Periophthalmus magnuspinnatus is the source of this 1985-nucleotide messenger RNA. It is a transcript of the gene prph, whose product is annotated as peripherin. Gene Ontology annotation, molecular function: structural molecule activity. Gene Ontology annotation, cellular component: axon; plasma membrane; type III intermediate filament. The coding region runs from base 38 to 1438 and encodes 466 amino acids. The transcript is spliced from 9 exons. The record is from RefSeq and is a predicted model, not a curated record. Lineage: Eukaryota; Metazoa; Chordata; Actinopteri; Gobiiformes; Gobiidae.
AACUCACCUCCGCUACUACAACCAAAAUCUACCAACCAUGAGUCACUCUUCAAUGCAUUCUACUUCUUACCGUCGCACUUUCGGGAGCCCCCAUCCCAUCUCUAUGUCCUCCUAUUCUGCCGUAUCCUCGCGAAUGCCUGCAGGUGGUCGCUAUGGCCACUCUAUGUCUCCCAUGGGUUCCUCUAGAGCAACAUCCUACCAUUCUCAACGCAGCUCAAGACCCCAGCAACCCCCGCGCAUCUCCUAUGAUAAAGUUGACUUCACGCUAGCCGAAGCUAUCAACCAGGAUUUCCUAGCGACCCGCAGCAACGAGAAAGCCGAACUGCAAGAGCUGAACGACCGUUUUGCGAGUUUUAUCGAGAAAGUGAGGUACCUCGAGCAGCAAAAUGGAGCGUUGACCCAAGAGUUGAACCAGUUUAAGGGGCAGGUGCAGCAGGGGCAACCCAACCGAGCCACCGACCUCUUCCAGGAGGAGAUGAGAGAGAUGAGGAGGCAGAUGGAAGCGAUCGGGAAGGACCGGGACCAAUAUCAGCUGGAGAGGGAUAACCUGGCAGAAGACCUGAACCUGCUCAGACAAAGGCUGGACGAGGAGACCCAGAAGAGGGCGGAUGCGGAGAAUAACCUGGUUGCUUUCCGUAAGGACGUGGACGAUGCCACUCUGUCCCGUCUGGAGCUGGAGAGGAAGAUCGAGUCUUUGAUGGACGAGAUCGAAUUCCUCAAGAAGCUCCACGAUGAGGAGAUCCAGGAUGUGCAGGUGAGCGUGCAGACCCAUCAGCUGAAGAUGGAGGUGGAGAGCACGAACCGCCCGGAUCUGACCGGAGCUCUGAGGGAAAUCAGGGCUCAGUACGAGAACAUCGCCAUGAAGAACAUGCAGGAGUCUGAGGAGUGGUACAAGUCCAAGUUUGCAGAUCUGACUGAGUCUGCCAAACGUAACACUGAUGCUCUGAGACAGGCCAAACAAGAGGCCAACGAGUCCCGGAGACAGAUCCAGUCCCUCAACUGUGAGAUCGAUGCUCUCAAGAACACGAACGAGGCUCUGCUGCGUCAGAUGCGAGAGAUGGAAGACCAGUUUGGAAAUGAGAUCACAAACUACCAGGACAACGUGUCUCGCCUGGAGGAGGAGAUCCGACACCUGAAGGAGGAAAUGGCCCGACACCUGCGCGAGUACCAGGACCUGCUCAACGUCAAGAUGGCCCUGGACAUCGAGAUCGCCACCUACAGGAAGCUGCUGGAAGGAGAGGAGAGCAGGAUUACUAUUCCCAUCGGUAUGGGUAUGACUAACCAUGUUGGAGACCGCGACUAUGAGCCGACUCCCAGGGACCAGGGCAAGAAGUCGGUGGUCAUCAAGACUGUGGAGACUCGAGAUGGAGAGGUUGUAAAGGAGUCCAGGACAGAGAAGGACUCUGGCCGCCGUGGCAAGGAAGAAAACGAUGAUUAGACCGACCGAUACCAGGAAGCCAGUGCCAUGCAAGAAUAAGAAACAAAAUAUGAAAAAAAUCUUGAAAACUAACUCCUGAUUCCUCUCUGCUGUCUGUCUCUUUGCAGUAUAGAUGCUGUUGAAUGAAUCUUUAGAAAAUGAUCCUCCUCGGUGCUAAAAACGCCACUUUUUGCCACAUAUUGUCUGCUAAUCUGUGGAGCUACGCUAACUGUUCUAACUUACCACUAGAGGCCUUGUUUUACAGUGCAAUCCACCUUUAUAGCCAUAUUUGCAAAGAUCUGUCUCAGCGUACUAACAAAAAAUACCAGACACUGCCCUGUUCCUUAAUGCAAUGUAGAAGAUUAACGUUAGCUUGUAUUGUUUUGGAAGCUUUGCAUUCCCCUGAUUGAAUUACCAAAGACAUGGGUAAUGUUAGUUAUAAUAGGAGUAGAUGUAACACACAGAAAUGAUGAGAAAAAGCUUUUGCUGGACGUGCUUCGCGACGCUGUGUGUAACUGGCACUGUUUGAUGAAUGACAAUGUAGUGCUAAUAAAAUAAAUGACCAAAA